AGCUUACCCGAAGAUUCUACUACAGGCUAGAAUUUGUAUCUUCAACAAAGAAGAACAAUCUCAGAGCCUCAUGGAAAAGGACCGUACCAGCUAAUCCUUCAAGAUUCAUCAGAGGUGCAAGUUCCUCCAGGAAGCCCUUCUCUGACCCUUGUAAGGUCUCUGAGGUUCCACCAAAAUAUGGAACUUGAUUUUGGACAUUUUGAUGAAAGAGAUAAGACAUCCAGGAACAUGAGAGGCUCACGGAUGAAUGGGCUGCCUAGCCCCACUCACAGCGCCCAUUGUAGCUUCUACCGAACCCGAACCUUGCAGGCACUGAGCAACGAGAAGAAAGCCAAGAAGGUACGUUUCUACCGCAAUGGGGACCGCUACUUCAAGGGGAUUGUGUACGCUGUGUCCUCUGACCGUUUUCGCAGCUUCGACGCCUUGCUGGCUGACCUGACACGAUCUCUGUCUGACAACAUCAAUCUGCCUCAGGGAGUGCGUUACAUUUACACCAUUGAUGGAUCCAGGAAAAUCGGAAGCAUGGAUGAACUGGAAGAAGGGGAAAGCUAUGUGUGCUCCUCAGACAACUUCUUUAAAAAGGUGGAGUACACCAAGAAUGUCAAUCCCAACUGGUCUGUCAAUGUGAAGACAUCUGCUAAUAUGAAAGCCCCUCAGUCCCUGGCUAGCAGCAACAGUGCCCAGGCCAGAGAGAACAAGGACUUUGUGCGCCCCAAGCUGGUGACCAUCAUCCGCAGUGGGGUGAAGCCUCGGAAGGCUGUGCGUGUGCUUCUGAACAAGAAGACAGCCCACUCCUUUGAGCAAGUCCUCACUGAUAUCACUGAAGCCAUCAAACUAGAGACCGGGGUUGUCAAAAAACUCUACACUCUGGAUGGAAAACAGGUAACCUGUCUCCAUGAUUUCUUUGGUGAUGACGAUGUGUUUAUUGCCUGCGGUCCUGAAAAAUUUCGUUAUGCUCAGGAUGACUUUUCUCUGGAUGAAAAUGAAUGCCGAGUCAUGAAGGGAAACCCAUCAGCCACAGCUGGCCCAAAGGCAUCCCCAACACCUCAGAAGAGUUCAGCCAAGAGCCCUGGCCCCAUGCGCCGGAGCAAGUCUCCAGCUGACUCAGCAAACGGAACCUCCAGCAGCCAGCUCUCUACCCCCAAGUCUAAGCAGUCUCCCAUCUCUACGCCCACCAGUCCUGGCAGCCUCCGGAAGCACAAGGACCUGUACCUGCCUCUGUCCUUGGAUGACUCAGACUCACUUGGCGAUUCCAUGUGAAGGAGGAGAGUAUUCAGAGUCCAGAGUACAAAUCCAAGCUUACCGUUACAAUAGGGUACUUCUGGUCAAGCGGCCAACAGGGCUACUGGUGCUUUCAAGUUUUUAUUUUGUUGUUGUUACUUUUAAAAACACACUGUAAUAUGUUGGGUUUAUUUUCCUGUGAUUUCUCCUCUGGGCCACUGAUCCACAGUUACCAAUUAUAAGAGAUAGAUUGAUAAGCAUCCUUUGGGGUAACUUUCCAACGAUGCAAAAUGUGCUAGUCCAUGACCUUUCUAUUGAAUACUUAGGCGCCUGCGUUAUUUUUCCCCAUCUCGCUUUGCUCAUACAUGACAGUCUUCCUUCUGUAGAGAGUUGUUUACAUACAUGGCACUUAAGAUGUGUGUGUGGGGGAAGAAAACUCAUUGGCAAAUCCAAGAGUGACAAAUACAAGUGCCCCUUGUCUCCCCAUCUCAAGAAUGCUGGAGGAUCCUGGGAAGACGGCAAGGCAGCUCCCCAGCCUGGCUCUUCACUCCUGAUUGAACCCCCAGUUUGUUGUUUAGCGCCAAUUCUGGCUGUCAAGGGGGAGAAACACCAGCAACUUGUCAUUCUGACACCAGAUGCUUAGGACCCCGGUGCAGGGCUGCCUUAAAGAAACCAGGCAAAAUUGGAAAACACUGUAGACAUUUCAGUAGUGUUUAUACAGCACAGUGAAUUCCUUGUCAACAUCUCCACUGGGGCAAUUUAGAAUCAAUAAGCAAUUAAUAAGAGUUGGGGGUGAGCGGCUUCCAUAUACCUGAUUCCUCUAGGAGGCUGUCUAACACAAACCGUACGGUAUCCAUCUAUCUCUGUUCUAUUGAAUGCCUUGUCAACAGCUAACACUGAAAACACUGUGAGAAUUUGUUUUCAGGUCUGACACCUUUCGGUCGCUUUUUAUAGCAAGAAACCAAUAUCCUUUUUAUAAAACCUCGUGUCUAUAUUUCAGGAGCAAACUCUUCAGGCUCCUUUUUUAUAAACUGGUGAUUUUUCUUUUGUCUAAAAAACACAUGCAGAAAAUUUACCAAAAAAAAAUGCAGAAGAAUAACGUAGUUUAGAAAUCAUGCUGUCACUGCCAAACAGAAACCUCCAGGAAAAAACAAAAUGAAUAGCAGAGGCCAAUUCAAUAGAAUCAGUCUUUUGAUAACUUUUUAACAGUUAUGCUUACAUUAAUAAUUUCAAUGUGGACCAGACAUUCUGAUUAUAUUUUAAAUGAAAUGUUAUGGCAUAUUUUAAGCAGCUCUUUUUUAUCUAUAAUCCUGAUAUUUCAUACUGAAGACAGAGAGUCCUUUCACUUGUCUUUAACACUAGAAAGGAUUUCUCUUUGCUGAGGACUGAUCAUUUGAAAUAGUUCUCAGUCUUUGAGGUACAGGUUCAUAACACUGCUUUUUGUCUGUAAUCAUAGCCCAUAAUGGCAAAGACAACUAAAUCAAGUGAAAGCCAUGCAUGCCAAUUCUGUGUUUGCUUUUAGCAGAUAUGAAGAUGUCCUUAUUUCUUUGUAAUUGUUCAGAUAGUUGGAAAGGCGCAGCAUUUGAAGCCAAGCUGCUGUUUGGCUAUUGAAUGACUUGCAUUUGUUCCUCCACUUUAACUAGAAUGAGCUUGCUGUGUGUGUGUGUGUGUGUGUGUGUGUGUGUGUGUGUGUGCAGCCACUUCAUAAUUAGGAGAUAUUACAGGACACCCCGACAUGGAUCAGUGACAACUUGGUGGCAUUGCUGAUGUGCACUGGGUAGGAGGAAACUCGUGAUGGAAGGGGUAGAUCAGAUGCCCCUAGACAAGCUUCAGGUGUCCUUAGCUACAUAAAACAGUUUUGGUUCAAGGAAAGUCCAGAUGUUGGUAGUAUUGAUUCCUGGUAAAACUGGUCAUUGAAGAACCCAAAAUGAUGAGAACCUCUUUUUGCCCCUCUCCUUUAUUCGUAGGCUGUUAGAAACCAUUAAGAAGCCCAUUGUACUUACCCCCUACUUCUUUCUAGAAGUUCAAGGUUUGCUUAGUGCCUGCCAGAGCAAUUUGUAGUUAAUUGGGAAAAAUUGGUACUUGGGUUGGAGGAUGUAGAGAGUGGUAGGAGGUCUGUUUCUAAACUGCAGGCCCGAUUCCCCAAAGAUUUCACCCACAAUCUUUCCCCAGAUCUCAUUUAGUCCAAUUCCUUCGAUUUAAGAUGAAAUGCAGGCUGAGGCAGCUAAAUGACCUACUGGUAAAGAGCCGGACCAGAGGAGAAACUCAGAUUUCCUCAUGUCCACGCCCUGUGCUACACCUCUGAGCGUUCCCUUGCUUGUGGCAUAUGUACCAUUAGAAAAUAUUCAGUGGCCAUAUUUUCUUUAGAAUGAUCUUUCAA
Molecule: messenger RNA, 3601 nt
Organism: Balaenoptera musculus (blue whale)
Lineage: Eukaryota; Metazoa; Chordata; Mammalia; Artiodactyla; Balaenopteridae
Gene: DCX
Product: doublecortin
Exons: 8
Coding region: 178-1260 (360 amino acids)
Biological process (GO): neuron migration; photoreceptor cell development; intracellular signal transduction
Cellular component (GO): axoneme; neuron projection
Molecular function (GO): microtubule binding
Source: RefSeq, a predicted model, not a curated record